UUCACUUCAAGUCUUCCGAUAUUGGCAUCCUUUAUCCAGCCACGAAUAGAAACUGAUAAUCUAUUUCUCAAUAAAACUCCAUUCAGUUGUCGGCAGUAAUGAUCGUCUCAGGGAUUCCUACGAUUUUCUGUAUGCUGUUUCUGGUGGCGUACAGUUAUUCGUCAAUUUUGACAGACAUCUUUCGAAUACAACAAGUGCGAACUCCCGUUGAUGCCACUGGAUUGAAAUAUUAUGCACUCGAUUUUAUAGGUUUGGUCCAGCAAUAUGGCUACAAAGCAGAAACCCAUGAAGUUACAACUCAAGACGGCUAUAUAUUAUCAGUAGGUCGAGUUCUUCCCAAUGGGUCAGGUCUCAAUAAAUCCGCUGGAUCUCAAGUUGUAUUUCUUCAGCAUGGAAUGGCAGGUUCGGCUGACUGCUUUGUACUCUUCGCUCCCAAUAUAAGUCUCGCCUAUCAACUAUCAGACGCUGGAUACGAUGUAUGGCUUGGUAAUCUCCGAGGCAACACGUACAGUCGUAGACACACCACAGUAUCACCAGAGGAUCCUCUAUUUUGGGAUUUCAGUCUGGACGAAUAUGCAACUUUGGAUUUAGCUGCAAUGACGGAUUACGUGUUGAAUUACACAGAACAACCAUCCGUGUCGUAUGUUGGACAUUCCAUUGGAUCCACCAUAGUCUCACUUUUGCUCGCUGAGAGGCCGGAAUACAAUGAGAAAAUCAAUUUGAUGAUACUUCUAGCCCCCUUGUGCCCUUGGAAAACUAUGACUCCAGCGAGAUUAUUCCUGAUUCAAUUAGCUCGUUUGGGUAAGAAAGUCACUCCCAAUGGAGCAGCUGAGAUGUCCUCCCAGACUACAUUUAUGCCGUUAUUUUACGAAAAUGUGUGUUUGGCCAACGAUUACACUGCAAUGCUCUGUUAUGCACCAUUGAAAUUUUUCUUUGGAGCAGAUGGAAGACAAACCUCAAUUGAGAAUUUAAAGCUUUUCAGCAGAUACUACCCUGCCGGCACCUCAAUUAAAGUUGCAUAUUAUCUCCUUCAGCAAUUGGAUUCAGGUGUCCCCCGCCAUUUUGAUUACGAGGAUGAGGGGAUUAAUAUUCAACGUUACGGACAAAUUCAGCCACCGGUGUACAAUUUGAGCAAUAUAAUCUCACCUAUGGUAUUGUUCUCUGGGAUAAAUGAUCCAUUAGCAUUGAAGGAAGAUGUCGAUCAAUACAGCAAGAAUUUUCAAAGAGUUAAAAAAUUAAUCCAUGAGCCAAUAAAUUAUACAGACUUUGGUCAUUUUGACUUUUUAUCUGCUAAAGACAUUAAGGAAUUGGUUUAUAAUCGACUGUUGGAAAUUCUCAAUGAUUUCCAUAGAGAAUGAGAUUUACUAGGGAAUUGUUGAAUAUAGUUGAGGGAGAAAUAAAAAUUUGCGUGAAUUUUUCUUUUUAUAAAAUCACUAUAAAAAUAUGAGGCAUGAAUAGAAUCUGAUAUGUGGAGGGAAAUCGAAUAAGUCUCACAGGACAAUUUGAAUAGGAAAGUAAAAGCUGAAGGAAGAAAGGGGUGGGAGGAAAAUAGAAAACUCGUGUAUGCAUCGACCGGACGUCGGAGGGACUACCAGGGAGAAAAUAAGGGAAAAGGCUGAGAGGGUGGUAACCUUUUUCCAACAUAGAAAUAUACAUAAGGGUCGCGCAAAAAUAUCAAAGGCACGACAGGGAAAUUGAAAGGCUUUGUACGGAAAUAAGAAUGUAUCGACUGGCACCGACAUCCACUCACCCCGGACACGAUUUUUAAAUCUCGAAUUUCGCUCUCCUCUCAAACGUUAUAUCUACCAUGUUAUGCAUGUAUACGCGAAGAGAUUCCGAUGAGAGAAAAAGACACAUGUUAGGGCCUCCUUUUUCUCGUGAUAAACAACAUGACAAUAUGUUUCGCAUGAUUCACUCAUCUCGACAUUCAAAUAUUAAUAUUGUCAUUGAAAGUGUCAAUGUUUGUGGGGAAGUGAAAUGUAAAGACGCUUUUCCCACGAGUCAGAUGUACCUGUUUCCGUGAAGCAUUGUGAAAAUCAUUUAAUCUCGUUAAAUCCCAACCGAUCUUGAGACAUGGAUUGAACCCUUUUGUGGGACAUGGAGGAGCCCCUUUGCCCAAAAUAGUCAGGGGAAAGGAUCUAAAGCGGAAGUGAUUUGUAUGGACUUGGCGAAUGGAGUAUUAGCACCAAUUAGGAUGGAAUUAUCGGAGUUGAAUAAUGGAGAGUGACACCGGGGGUAACUCGAGUCUCGGUAUCCGUUUGAGGAACGAUAUAUGAAAGACUAAAAUUCAACGCGACAAUCUAGUAAUUCGGUUGAGUCUUAGGCUAUUUCCCAAAAUAUGUAAACCAAUUCCGACUGUCGAUUUCGAUGUUGGGGCUAUAUUCAAUCUUUUCAAUAAAUUUAAAUUGAAAACUCGUGUUUAUUUUGUGUUGUUUUCAAACGCAGCUGGUGAUAAUUUACUUUCGAAAUUUUUCCUGCACCGGCAGACGCUCCGAGCACGUGUCAUCAAACAAUUCUUGUCAGCGGACUAAUUAGGGGAUAUUGGAGUUACCGGAUACUCUGGGACAUUUCGAUAAAAUACGGAGCGACUCGUCUUAUCGAUCGAUUUUCACGUGACAGCUCACCCGUAUAAAAUAAAACAGGCAUCUCUAUUAUUUUACGGCAUCUGUUGAUGUUGCUCCAUCAUUUCUUUUUUAUUUUUGCUCAUUUCCAGAGAGAAGAGAAGAAAGGGCUAUUAAUCCUAUUUUUUUUUUUUUUGUUCCA
This is a messenger RNA of Fopius arisanus, 2763 nucleotides long. Its product is annotated as lipase member K. The record is from RefSeq and is a predicted model, not a curated record. The coding region runs from base 99 to 1358 and encodes 419 amino acids. Lineage: Eukaryota; Metazoa; Arthropoda; Insecta; Hymenoptera; Braconidae. Gene Ontology annotation, molecular function: hydrolase activity, acting on ester bonds. The transcript has 6 exons.